Messenger RNA from Chaetomium fimeti, 1612 nucleotides. RefSeq names its product P-loop containing nucleoside triphosphate hydrolase protein. The coding region runs from base 255 to 1424 and encodes 389 amino acids. Lineage: Eukaryota; Fungi; Ascomycota; Sordariomycetes; Sordariales; Chaetomiaceae. Gene Ontology annotation, cellular component: Rad17 RFC-like complex; nucleus; DNA replication factor C complex. The record is from RefSeq and is a predicted model, not a curated record. Gene Ontology annotation, biological process: DNA-templated DNA replication; DNA repair. Gene Ontology annotation, molecular function: DNA clamp loader activity; ATP binding; DNA binding. The transcript is spliced from 3 exons.
UUAAGAAGAGGGAAUUUUGACGAUUUCCGUGUUUGGAAAUAAGAAUAUCUUUGCCAAGACCUUUUCGUUGUGGCUUGGCCGCGAGCUCGAGCCAGGGUAAUGCUGUGGCGCAAGUUUAAUUGUCCAGACGCGUCAACCGCGUUUCCCUGCAGCCGCAGCUGCAGCAUUCUUCCACCUGCCUUUGGGAUUAGUUACCGGUCGCCAUCUUCAAAAACUUCAACACAGUACCCCCAAAGAUAACCAGAACCGCCGAAAUGUCCGACUUGGAAGACGAGAUGGACGUUGAUGUCCCGACGUCCAAAGACAUCAAAUUCUCCUCCGACAGCGCAUCCAAAGGCAAGCGCAGCGCCGCAAACCUACCCGUUGAGGCUGAAGACAGUCUGCCAUGGGUCGAGAAAUAUCGCCCAGUAUCCCUCGCCGACGUAUCGGGUCACCAAGACAUCCUCGCGACCAUCAACAAGUUCGUCGACUCUAACCGAUUACCCCACCUCCUCCUCUACGGCCCCCCCGGUACUGGUAAGACCUCGACAAUUCUUGCCCUCGCCCGCCGUAUCUACGGCUCGGACAACAUGCGCCAGAUGGUGCUCGAGCUCAAUGCCUCCGACGACCGCGGCAUCGAUGUUGUGCGCGAACAAAUCAAGACCUUCGCGUCGACCAAGCAGAUCUUCACAAUGGGCGCCUCGGCGUCGCGGACGGGUAUCGCGGGGUUCAAGCUCAUCAUUCUCGACGAAGCCGACGCCAUGACCAACACGGCCCAGAUGGCCCUCCGCCGCAUCAUGGAGAAAUACACUGCCAACACCCGGUUCUGCAUCAUCGCCAACUACUCUCACAAACUCAGCCCCGCCCUGCUGUCACGGUGCACACGGUUCCGUUUCAGCCCGCUAAAGGAGCAGGAUAUUCGAGUUCUGGUGGACAAGGUCAUUGAAGAGGAAACCGUCAAGAUCAUUCCCGAGGCGACCGAGGCUUUGGUGCGGCUGAGCAAGGGCGACAUGCGUCGGGCGCUGAACGUGCUGCAGGCCUGCCACGCGUCAAGUACGCCUUUACAACCUCGCGAUGCUCCCAAGAUACCCGAGAAGGACAUCAUCCGCGAGACCAUUACAACACAGACCAUCUACAACUGCGUCGCCGCCCCGCCGCCCGAUGCCAUCAAGAAAAUCCUCGGCACGCUGCUGAGCACGAGUGACGUCACAUCAUGUCUGUCGACCAUCAACACACUAAAGGUGGCCCAGGGGCUGGCGCUCGCAGACAUCAUCACUGCGCUGUCAGAAGAGUUGACCAAGUUGGAAGUAAAGCCGCAGGUCAUGAUCAUGUGGCUGGAGAAGCUUGCCGAGGUUGAGCACAGAGUAUCGAGUGGGGCAAACGAGGCGAUCCAGACGUCUGCCGUGGUGGGAGCGAUACGGAACGGUGUCGAGUUGAUGGGUUGAGGGGAUCUCGCGUUGAUGACUGAUAGGAGUAGUGUACAUGACCUCCUCCCCCAACCUGCCUUCCGCCCGACCCAUAUAUGAUAUCCCUCAUUGAGACUUGGCAUCAUCAAAACGAGGACCAGACAAUAGUUCUCAAAUUGACGAUCCUCACAAGAUAAGCUACGUAGGUCUAGAGUCCUUUUUAAAUA